AUGGAAGAUCACUCUGUUUCAUCUGAAGAUGAUGAUGACCUAAUCGAACCAGCAGACGAGGUGAUCAUCUCAUAUUAUCUGAAAAUGAUGAUGAACAACGGCAAAUCCUGGCCUAACCACUUCCUCCGAGACGAAUAUGCACACAUGUACAACCUGAAUCCUAACUACUUCGUCAAAACUCAGAGCCCUAACUACUUCGUCUUCGUUGCUGGAGAAUCAUGGCUCACCACCUUUCCUGCAAAGCGAGCAAGUGUACGGCAUGGAGCCAUGGAGGAUUAUGUUGCCUCUUCAUACCCUUUCGUCUUAUACAUGGGACACUACUUCUUCGUUAACAAGAUAGAGACUAGUGGUAGAACCGAUGGGUGCCAUGGCGGUUGCUGGAGGAUGAUAAGACAUGAUAAAGCGAUCAUCUCGACGAGGACGAAAGAGGUUCUUGGAUUCAAGAGGUUUUACCAUUUCUAUCACAGCGAGAAACCAAAAUUUGCAAAACCGGCUUUCAAGUCUGAAGAAGAUGAGGUUAAGGUGACUUGGGCAGCUCUUAGUUCCCUUAUGCAUCUCGUGUCUAAAGAAACCAGAAAAGCGAUUCCAGUAGUUUUCUUUGCAGGUGAGCAGUUUCAGACUCCUACUACACCUAUCCCUGAGCUAGAUCGGAGCAGGAACGAAGUUUUGCAGGUAUCUGUUGCUUCAGAUCGAGACGAAAAGCCCACGCCACAGGAGAAAUUCUUUGAACAUAUGGUCGAUCCUUCUCGGUUAUGGAUAAACGACAAUGAACUUUCUCCACUGCAGCUAAGACAUGAUUGUGUAAUUCUGCCUGCCUCAAGUAAAGAUGAUAGCGAAGAGAAACGCUCCGCUUGUUCUGCUGGGGCUGAACGUGUAUGGGAGCCUGGUGGGUUACCGAUUAAGGCAGCUAGGUGUGACUGGCUAGAUGAGUAUCAAGGUAAAGGAGAUAUGUUGCAGUUUAAGCCAAAGAUAAGUGGGGCGAAUACAAAGACCUUAUCUCUACUUAUAGAAGUACUUAAGAUCAAAUUCCAGAGUGAUGAUGUCCUAUCUUUCCAUGAUGGAAUAUUGGUGAUCAGAAGACUGUUGAGUUCAGGGGUGUAUAAUCGAGUUUGGGAACCAGGGGAACAUUUGACUCUACUGAUUGCAUUGCUUGUGGAGCAUUGCUUUGAGGAGCAAGAGAAUUGUAGUAUUCAUGGAAGUUUUGAUGAUACUAUAGCUGUAACUUUUGAUCCAGGAGGAGUUUUUCAAGAGAAAGGAAUCAGCUCAGCUAAUCCUGUUAGAGAGAGCACCCUUCAGUCCAUUGUCAGAUCUCAUUCAGAUGGGUUUAAAAUACAGUUUAAGCUAAUUAGUGAUCAAGCACAAGAGUUUCUCACUUAUGGGGCGUUCCAUUUGCAAAAGCCACCUGAGCUAUCUACAAUAAGGGAAGAUGUCACGUUCAGAGAUGGUGAUGACUAUUGUCACGAUGAAAUGCAGGCCUACAGUAAAACUCUUUGGUUCACCUUAGCGGAUACAAUUGUGGAGAAAUAUCAGAGGAAAAUCCUAGAUAAUGAAAGGGUGACAGUGAUAUCAGAUCCUAAUGAUGGCCGCUUGCUGAACUUUGUGGAAGCAUGGAUACACUGUGAGUGUAAAGACCAGGGGGUGACACUAAAUUUUGAUGAUUCCAAGGGGUUUCAUGGCUACUUGAUGGAUGAAUCAACACAGGAAGCAAAUAAGGUUUUAAAAGGUAUGAUUAUUCACAAACUUGUGUGGCUGAAGCAUACAGUUUUCCAGAAUAAUAGUGAAGACGACUUGGUGAUCUUGGGGUACAAAUGGCUCUUAAAACUAGGCGAGACCUUGAUCAAUGGGAAGGACAAAACCAUGUCCUUCUACUGUGAUGCUAGAUGGGUGUCUAUUAGCGGCACAAAGAUAACUUUGAAGAGUGAUAUUGCUCUACAAGAAGAGAUCCACUUAGUCAAACACCAAGAGUUCAAAACAGAGUAUGGGAUCACGGUGAAUAGCAAGCUAGAAGGUUCAGCAGAGAAAAGGAGAACUCAGCAACAACUCGAGUGCUAUCACAAGGAGUCUAUGGUUCACACUCUUACUCAACUCUGCUUGAUCGUGGCAAUUGUGUCAGGAGCCAUAGCAGGUGCGCAGGCGGAGUGUAUGAUGUUGCAGAUCGAAUCUUAUAGGAGGUAUGAAUCUGACCUGGGAAUGAGAGACAGUAUUGCUCCUUCACGGGCAUGUAUGGAUAAGAGAGCUAAGGUUAAGGUCAUUGUUAGUAAGGUUUUUGUUGUUACUGCGAAAGCCUUUACAAUGAGAAUCGUUAUGUUGGAUCUCGCCUCAUCAAAGAUAGUGAAUGUCGAAGAGUACCCUGCUGGGAACAUGGAAGAUGGCGUGUCCGGAACCUAUCAGCAAGGUAAAGUGAUUUGCAGGAUUAGGGUUCUCUUCGCAGAAGCACUAGAUUACUGGAAUCGAUUUGAAAAGGAGGAUGCA
Thlaspi arvense is the source of this 2472-nucleotide messenger RNA. The record is from the annotation of a GenBank genome assembly. Lineage: Eukaryota; Viridiplantae; Streptophyta; Magnoliopsida; Brassicales; Brassicaceae.